AAGAGAGUCGAUAUGAAGAUUCUGAGAUUCAACAACAUAAUCCAUUUAUACCAUCAAUACGUCCUCUGUGACUUCACUGUUUACUCUCUUUUCAGCUCUGUGACUUCACUGUUUACUCUCUUUUCAGCUCUGUGACUUCACUGUUUACUCUCUUUUCAGCUCUGUGACUUCACUGUUUACUCUCUUUUCAGCUCUGUGACUUCACUGUUUACUCUCUUUUCAGCUCUGCAGCUGAAGAGUGUUCAUUUUAAAAUAUACAGUAGUUUGUAGAAUCGUUUUUCUAUUUGAAUUUCUUUACAAUCUAAAGUAGUUAGAAUCCCUUUGCCACAUUAUUUCAGUUGCUUUAAUUAGUCUAAUUUUCUCUGUCUUCUUUAUCUGCCUCCUUUGCCCCUGCUUUGUGUACUGCAUAUGUUACCUCCUUCUCCUGUCCCCUUCCUCUGGGACCCUUCUGUCCCCUGACUGUCCUGUCCCCCCCGGUCAGACUCCUCAGGUCCCCCAACCUGCCUCUGGACAGGGACAGCCCCCAGGCCCCAUCAGCUGUACUCAGGCCUGGAGCUCCAACGCUCCUCGCCCCUCUCCUCUCUCAGCGGCGCUAUUGAACUCGUUCCCGGCUAUCUUUGACGAACUGCUUCAGAUGUUUACAGUCCAGGAAGUGGCAGAGUUCGUACGGGGCACGCUGGGCAGUAUGCCAAGCACCGUACACAUCGGACAGUCCAUGGACGUGGUCAAACUGCAGUCCAUCGCUCGCACCGUCGACAGCCGCCUCUUCUCUUUCCCAGAGUCUCGAAGGAUCUUGCUUCCUGUAGUUCUACAUCACAUCCACCUCCACCUGAGACAGCAGAAAGAGCUCCUCAUCUGUUCUGGCAUCCUCAGCAGUAUCUUCUCCAUCAUCAAGACCAGCUCUCUGGACACCCCAGUGCAGGAGGAGGUAGAGAUGAUGGUGGAAUCUCUCCUGGAUGUGCUUCUCCAGACCCUGCUGGCCAUCAUGACCAAGUCUCAGUCCCAGGAGGCGGUAAGAGGCCAUCGCUGCCCACAGUGCACGGCUGAGAUCACUGGAGAAUAUGUGUCCUGCCUCCUAUCCCUGCUGCGUCAGAUGUCUGACAUCCACUUCAACCAUCUACUGGACAACUUCCAGAGCAAAGAGGAAGUCAAGGAGUUCCUUCUGAAGAUAUUCUGUGUGUUUCGUAACCUGAUGAAGCUCAGUAUUUUUCCCCGGGACUGGAACGUGAUGAGGCUGCUGACCAGCAACACCAUAGUGACAACUGUCCAAUAUCUGUCCCCGGCUUUGCACAAGAACUUCACCGAGGCUGACUUUGAAUUCAAGGUGUGGAACUCAUACUUCAGCCUGGCUGUUCUCUACAUCAGCCAGCCCAGUCUACAACUAGAGAACACCACCCCAGCCAAGAGGAAAAACGUGUUGGACAAGUAUGGUGACAUGAGAGUGAUGAUGGCCUACGAGCUGUUCAGCAUGUGGCAGAACCUCGGUGAGAACAAGAUCCACUUCAUCCCAGGUAUGAUAGGGUCCUCUGGGUGUGACCCUGGUGCCUUCAGGGGGAGGUCAGGAAUAUCAUGA
This is a messenger RNA of Oncorhynchus tshawytscha (Chinook salmon), 1573 nucleotides long. Its product is annotated as dedicator of cytokinesis protein 3-like. Gene Ontology annotation, molecular function: guanyl-nucleotide exchange factor activity; small GTPase binding. The transcript has 10 exons. Gene Ontology annotation, biological process: small GTPase-mediated signal transduction. The record is from RefSeq and is a predicted model, not a curated record. Gene Ontology annotation, cellular component: cytoplasm; plasma membrane. NCBI's taxonomy places the organism in Eukaryota, Metazoa, Chordata, Actinopteri, Salmoniformes, Salmonidae. The coding region runs from base 635 to 1573 and encodes 312 amino acids.